GCCAGCAGAGGAGCCAGCAUGGUGGAGUUCGUGUCCUUGUUUUUGCCAUGGGAGCGCAGACUGCAGACCUUUGCAGUCCUGUAUUAUGUCUUCAGCAUCAUUACCCUGACCUUCAUCUGCUAUGUGGUCUUCAUAAGCCUCCUGUUCACAAGAUUCUGGAUCUUCCCUAUCCUGUAUGCCACCUGGUGGUUCCUGGACCGAGACACGCCACGGCACGGAGGCAGGCACAUCCAGGCCUUCAGGUCAUGGAUCUUAUGGAAGUACAUGAAAGACUAUUUCCCCAUCUCGCUGGUCAAGACUGCAGAGCUGGAUCCCUCCAGGAACUACCUCGCUGCCUACCACCCCCACGGGAUCAUGGGCAUUGGAACUGUUACCAACCUGUGCACUGAGGCCACUGGCUUCUCCUCGAUCUUCCCUGGCAUCCGCCCACAUCUUAUGACACUGAACAUGUUUUUCCAGGUCCCCUUCAUCAGGGAUUACAUCAUGUUAGGGGGGCUGGUCUCAGCAGACAAGGAGAGUGCUGCUCACAUUCUGAACAGGGAAGGAGGAGGCAACCUGCUGGGCAUUGUUGUUGGGGGCGUCCAGGAGUCACUGGAUGCCAGGCCUGGAGCCUACAAGCUGGUGCUGCGAAACCGCAAGGGCUUCAUCAGGCUCGCCCUGACGCACGGGGCAGCUCUGGUGCCUAUCUUCUCCUUUGGGGAGAAUGACAUGUUUGACCAGAUUGAGAACUCUCCUGGCUCCUGGUUGCGCUGGUUCCAGGAACAAAUUCUGAAGAUAGUGGGAGCUUCCAUUCCACUCUUUUAUGGCCGUGGUGUUUUCCAAAACAGUUUUGGUCUUAUGCCCUACUGCCGGCCCAUCAACACUGUAGUGGGGAAGCCCAUCGAGGUGCAGAAGACACCACAUCCCUCCCAGGAGGAGGUGGACAGACUGCACCAACACUACAUGAAGGAGCUGGAAAAUCUCUUUGAAGCCCACAAGCUCAAGUACAAUGUUCCCAGAGACAAACACUUGGAGUUCUGCUGAGCAGAGGCGCUGCCCCAAAGGGCAGGGCUGGACUGGGGAGGCUGAAGGGAAGGUGUUGUGAUCCCAGAAGGCUUCCUUGAGGUGUCUGUUGAACAGAUCUCCAGAGCCUUCACUGACUCCUGCAGCUCCACCUCAUGCCAGGCCCCAGGUCACAGUUGGCUCCAUGGCAGAGGAAACCAGACUCUGGCAUCAGGGAUUUGCUCUCCUGCACUGACUCCUCUGUAAUGGGCCCUCUCCUUGGUUUUGCCCACCUGAGAAAUGGGAGAGAUAUUGAGAGAGAA
Molecule: messenger RNA, 1304 nt
Organism: Odocoileus virginianus texanus
Lineage: Eukaryota; Metazoa; Chordata; Mammalia; Artiodactyla; Cervidae
Product: 2-acylglycerol O-acyltransferase 2-like
Biological process (GO): triglyceride biosynthetic process; diacylglycerol biosynthetic process
Cellular component (GO): endoplasmic reticulum membrane
Molecular function (GO): diacylglycerol O-acyltransferase activity; 2-acylglycerol O-acyltransferase activity
Source: RefSeq, a predicted model, not a curated record